This is a messenger RNA of Fusarium keratoplasticum, 522 nucleotides long. RefSeq names its product LITAF domain-containing protein. Lineage: Eukaryota; Fungi; Ascomycota; Sordariomycetes; Hypocreales; Nectriaceae. The coding region runs from base 13 to 522 and encodes 169 amino acids. Gene Ontology annotation, molecular function: zinc ion binding. The record is from RefSeq and is a predicted model, not a curated record. The transcript is spliced from 4 exons.
CAGUUGCCAACAAUGGAGAAGCCAACUCCCCCUCAGAACGAACAACACCCCACCUUCACCGCAAACCAAGCGGUCAACCAAGACCAACCGCCGACCUACAACAACCGAGACUUCUCUUCUCCCCUCGCCCAGCCGCCUCUCACGAACCCAGGCUCUCCCCCUCCAGCUCAUAUCCACAACCCGAAUGAUUUCCCACCGCAGUCUCAGGGCCAACCGCCACAGUCUCAUGGCCAGCCGCCGCAGCAGAACCUCAACAGCGUGCCGCUCCAGAGCCUGCAGAGCCAGAGUGCGCCGGUCGUGUGUCCGAGCUGCGGCGUAAGGGACUUUACCGUCACCACAGCCGAGGCUGGUGGCUUUACACAUGCCGCUGCGGCGUUGGUAUGCUUCGUGAGUUGCCUGGGAUGUAUCCCGUAUUGCAUCUCGUCACUUAAGGAUGUGCACCAUCGCUGUGCCAAUUGCGGCGUUCCGCUUGCAGAUUACCACCGUAGCGGUCGUACCGAGGUGCGUUGCUGGCAGAAGUAA